Molecule: messenger RNA, 789 nt
Organism: Penaeus vannamei (Pacific white shrimp)
Lineage: Eukaryota; Metazoa; Arthropoda; Malacostraca; Decapoda; Penaeidae
Source: RefSeq, a predicted model, not a curated record
CUGCUGACUGACUCAUGCCACCACGUGCUGGUCUUGCUUACUCAGUCAGAUACACCCACGGCUGUCACUUUGCACAUGGAGGACCUGGAAACCGCUUCUAAGAGGGUCUUCACUUUCUUUAGGGGAAAAGACAGAGUCACUAUCGACUCAAAUCUCAAGAUGACAUACAACUCAAAGAACGUGCGCAGUCCAAUCAUCAAUUUCGGUGGCCUGACCUUGACUUGGACGCUGGGCCGCGCAACAGUGUCGUCCUCUGAAGGCCUGAGCUUAGAGUGUCACCUAAGCCAGGACCUGUGUCGGCUUUCUGUCACAGGCGAGCACUUCGCUGCCACCGCCGGGCUCCUCGGGGUUUUCGACUUCGAUAACAACACUGACUUCAUGACCAGUGACUGGGAGAUGCCGGCUUCAGCUGAGGAGUGGGCAGAAAGCUGGCGGGUGACCUCUGCCGAGCAGUGCUCCUCAGCCCUCCCAGAGUCUCUUGCAGCACCACCUGAAGACCAGCACUGCAGCAAUCUUUUCAGCAGCCCUGUGUCCCCCUUGAGAUCCUGCUUUGCUAGUGUGCCAAGCUCCCCUUACUUAGAGACCUGUCUCAUAGGGAAGAUAUGCGCUGCUGAGACUGCCUACAUACACACCUGUCUCCGGCACUAUCACGAACUUUCGGUGAACAUAUCGUCGUACUGCCAGCCAUGCACACUUCAUGGUGAGGAGGAACAGGGUGCAGAGGAUCUUAGGAAGGAGAUUGUAUCAUCACAGACUUUGAAUGCCUGGAAGACGUUCAGGACCUCGUGA